AUGGGAGCCGAGUAUCUAGACGCAGUGGAGCAAGCGGAACCGAGUAUCUCCGUCUCCGCAGUGGAGCAAGCGGAAGCAGCAGUUGAUGCACCUGUGGAUGAGCCAGGCAACCCUCCAUUCAUUUUCAUCUCCUCUCACCCCAUGCAACCCAGCAGGCUCCAUGGGAGCAGAGCAGAGUAUCUAGGCGCAGUGGAGCAAGCGGAACCGAGUUUCUACGCCUCAAAUUCACCCCUUCCACUCGUGAUCUCCUCUCACCCCAUGCAACCCAGCAGACACCACACCAUGGGAGCGGAGUAUCUAGGCGCAGGGGAACGAGCGGAAGCAGCAGUAGAAGUUUCUGUGGAUGAAACGCAGGGGAACGAGCGGAAGCAGCAGCCGGUGUGCCUGCGGUUGAGCUUUGAAGACGCCUCAUACCCGUCCCUUCCACCCCUUAUCCUCUCCUCUCUUUCCUCAUACAACCCAGCAGACAUCAUGGGAGCAGAGUAUCUAGACGCAGGGGAGCGAGCGGAAGCAGCAGUGGAUGUGCCUGUGGCAGGCGCCAUGGGAGCGGAGUAUCUAGACGCAGGGGAACGAGCGGAACCAGCAGUAGAAGUUUCUGUGGAUGAGCGUCUGUCAGCAGAGCCAGCCGCUGAGGCGCGCACGCCAAUGACUCUGGAGCGGUACCGCGCGUGGAAGGCGAGGAAGGUGAGCUUGUAUGUGUAUGGGGACCUACUAGGGGACCUGCUAGCAGAGCCAGCCGCUGAGGGGCGCACGCCAAUGACUCUGGAGCAGUACCGUGAAUGGAAGGCGAGGAAGGUGAGCUUGUAUGUGUAUGGGGACCUACUAGGGGACCUGCUAGCAGAGCCAGCCGCUGAGGGGCGCACGCCAAUGACUCUGGAGCAGUACCGUGAAUGGAAGGCGAGGAAGGUGAGCUUGUAUGUGUAUGGGGACCUACUAGGGGACCUGCUAGCAGAGCCAGCCGCUGAGGGGCGCACGCCAAUGACUCGGGAGCAGUACCGUGAUGGAAGGCGAGGAAGGAAGGUGAGCUUGUAUGUGUAUGGGGACCUACUAGGGGACCUGCUAGCAGAGCCAGCCGCUGAGGGGCGCACACCAAUGACUCUGGAGCAAUACCGCGCGUGGAAGGCGAGGAAGGUGAGCUUGUAUGUGUAUGGGGACCUACUAGGGGACCUGCUAGCAGAGCCAGCCGCUGAGGGGCGCACGCCAAUGACUCUGGAGCAGUACCGUGAAUGGAAGGCGAGGAAGGUGAGCUUGUAUGUGUAUGGGGACCUACUAGGGGACCUGCUAGCAGAGCCAGCCGCUGAGGGGCGCACGCCAAUGACUCUGGAGCAGUACCGUGAAUGGAAGGCGAGGAAGGUGAGCUUGUAUGUGUAUGGGGACCUACUAGGGGACCUGCUAGCAGAGCCAGCCGCUGAGGGGCGCACGCCAAUGACUCUGGAGCAGUACCGUGAAUGGAAGGCGAGGAAGGUGAGCUUGUAUGUGUAUGGGGACCUACUAGGGGACCUGCUAGCAGAGCCAGCCGCUGAGGGGCGCACGCCAAUGACUCGGGAGCAGUACCGUGAUGGAAGGCGAGGAAGGAAGGUGAGCUUGUAUGUGUAUGGGGACCUACUAGGGGACCUGCUAGCAGAGCCAGCCGCUGAGGGGCGCACACCAAUGACUCUGGAGCAAUACCGCGCGUGGAAGGCGAGGAAGGUGAGCUUGUAUGUGUAUGGGGACCUACUAGGGGACCUGCUAGCAGAGCCAGCCGCUGAGGGGCGCACACCAAUGACUCUGGAGCAAUACCGCGCGUGGAAGGCGAGGAAGGUGAGCUUGUAUGUGUAUGGGGACCUACUAGGGGACCUGCUAGCAGAGCCAGCCGCUGAGGGGCGCACACCAAUGACUCUGGAGCAAUACCGCGCGUGGAAGGCGAGGAAGGUGAGCUUGUAUGUGUAUGGGGACCUACUAGGGGACCUGCUAGCAGAGCCAGCCGCUGAGGGGCGCACACCAAUGACUCUGGAGCAAUACCGCGCGUGGAAGGCGAGGAAGGCCGGGUUAGAGUCUCAUCUGCCAGGGGAGCCAGCCGCUGAGAGACGCACGCCAAUGACUCUGGAGCAGUACCGUGAAUGGAAGGCCAGGAAGACGAGGGAGCAGGCGAUGGCAGAGUUCAAGAAGAACCCACAUGACGCCGAUAAUCUGACCAAGCUCGGCCGAACGCUGGUGGAGCUGGCGCAAUUCAUUCAGGGGCAGGAGUCGAAUGAGAUGCUGGAUGAUGCUGUCUCGAAAUUUGACGAAGCUCUCAAGAUCGCCCCAUCUCGCCCGGACACGCUGUGGUGGCUCGGCAACGCGCACACCACGAGGGGCUUUCAGACACCUGACGCUACUCUUGCAAACGUCAGCUUUGAAAAGGCCUCCGACUGCUUCAGGAAGGCGCUGGAUGCGGACCCGAGCAACGACGCCUACCGCAAGUCACUGGAGAUCUCUCUGAAGGGCCCGGAGUUGCAUCAAGAGGUGCAGAAGCAGAUGGCACUACAGCAGGCGCUGGGAGCGGCAGUGCAUCCAUCGUCCAUGGAUGCUCCCAAGGUCCAGAAGAAAAAGAAGAGCAGCGAUCUGUUGUAUGACGUGGCAGGGUGGGUGAUUCUGAGUGUGGGUGUGGUGGCCUGGCUCAGCAUUCUCAGUGCGCGGGCGCCACCUCCUGCUGCUGCCAAGUAG
Messenger RNA from Closterium sp. Naga37s-1, 2685 nucleotides. The record is from the annotation of a GenBank genome assembly. Lineage: Eukaryota; Viridiplantae; Streptophyta; Zygnematophyceae; Desmidiales; Closteriaceae.